Molecule: messenger RNA, 1414 nt
Organism: Puntigrus tetrazona (Sumatra barb)
Lineage: Eukaryota; Metazoa; Chordata; Actinopteri; Cypriniformes; Cyprinidae
Gene: abhd12
Product: abhydrolase domain containing 12, lysophospholipase
Exons: 14
Coding region: 141-1295 (384 amino acids)
Biological process (GO): phosphatidylserine catabolic process; monoacylglycerol catabolic process
Cellular component (GO): endoplasmic reticulum membrane
Molecular function (GO): monoacylglycerol lipase activity; phosphatidylcholine lysophospholipase A1 activity
Source: RefSeq, a predicted model, not a curated record
GAAAGAAAGAGCGUGCACGCUCCUUCCGCUGUAUUCAUUGUUGGAUUAUGGUCACGUGAGAGGAAACUCACUGGAAAAUUUUACUAGUCCACGCGCCCUGUCAAAACAUCUACAAUGAAAUCCCAUCAGAAUGAACAGUGAUGCGAAAGCGAAAAGACAGCGCUGACCAUGACAGCUCGUUCACGGGUAACGUUACACUACUGGACGGCAGCUCCGAUCUAAAGCAGUGCCACAAAAAGACAGACGCUGCUUCUGACCCGGGAAGUUCGGGGACAGCGAUGGGGAGACGCUACAGGAGGGGUGGUCUGAUAUGGAGGCUGAGGAGGAUACUGAUCUGGGUGCUGGGAAUCUACAUCGCCAUCCCUCUUAUCAUCAAAGCCUGUCCAUCAAUACAAGCAAAAUUAGUAUUUUUAAACUUUGUGCGAGUGCCGUAUUUUAUAGAUCUGAAGAGACCACAGGAUCAGGGCUUGAAUCACACUCACAACUUCUACCUGCAGCCGGAGGAGGGAAUCAACAUUGGAGUGUGGCACACAGUACCUUCGGUGAUGUGGAGGGAUGCUCAGGCAAAAGAUGCUGAAUGGUAUGACAAAAGCUUCCAGUCCAGCCAUCCAGUCAUCCUGUAUCUUCAUGGCAAUGCUGGAACAAGAGGAGGAGAUCACAGAGUUCAGCUGUACAAGGUCCUUAGUUCAUUAGGCUACCAUGUAGUCACAUUUGAUUAUAGAGGUUGGGGAGACUCAGAGGGCAGCCCUUCAGAGAAAGGCAUGACGUCAGACGCUCUCUUCCUCUACCAGUGGAUAAAGCAGCGGAUUGGUCAGAAGCCCCUGUACAUCUGGGGUCACUCGCUCGGCACAGGAGUGGCCACAAACCUAGUGAGACGUCUGUGUGACAGGGGAACGCCCCCAGACGCCCUAAUUUUAGAGUCCCCCUUUACCAAUAUCAGAGAGGAAGCCAAGAGCCAUCCCUUCUCUAUGGUUUACAGAUAUCUACCAGGCUUUGACUGGUUCUUCCUGGAUUCUAUAACUGCAAAUGAUAUCCGUUUUGCCAGUGAUGAAAACGUCAACCACAUAUCCUGUCCAGUUCUGAUACUGCAUGCAGAAGAUGACACAGUCGUACCUUUUCAGCUGGGAAAGAAGCUAUAUGAUCUGGCGGCGCAGAGCAAGAGUCUGAACGGUCAUAAGGUUCAGUUCAUCCCAUUUCCCAGCUCUCUGGGCUACAGACACAAGUUCAUCUACAAGAGCCCACAGCUACCAAAUAUACUCAGUGAUUUUCUCAGUGCGCCACAUCCUCACAUGUAGUCCGGAUAAAUUCAGCCACCUGCCCGCCUAACACACUCUCAGUUAAUAACACACACACACACACACACACACACACACACACACACAGUCUACAUGAUCUGCACCAUGUACAUCAUGUG